AUGAGUUCGGAACCUCAAUUUGCCGAGGGAUUUGACCCAGAGCAGCUGCGUCCGCAGCUGAAUGGAUUGCAGGAUCAAGGGUGGAGGUUAGAUGAGGACAAGAUUGGCAUCAAGAAAACUUUUUAUUUUCGAUCUUAUUUCAAAGCCGUCAGUUUUUUGAAUGUGAUUGCAUCGCAAAGCGCUACAAAGAAGCACCAUGCAACAAUGACGGUCAGAAUCGGGUCCGUGGACGUCCACUGGACCACUCAUCAUCCUCGCGGUCUCACCGAUAAGGAUAUCUCAAUGGCACAGUUCUGCGAGCAGGCGGCAGAGUUGAUGGGCGCGGUGCAGGAAGGCCAAGGCCAGAAGUGUGGACCGGCGACGUAG
Aspergillus nidulans FGSC A4 is the source of this 366-nucleotide messenger RNA. Its product is annotated as 4a-hydroxytetrahydrobiopterin dehydratase. Bases 1 to 366 code for a protein of 121 amino acids. Gene Ontology annotation, biological process: tetrahydrobiopterin biosynthetic process. Lineage: Eukaryota; Fungi; Ascomycota; Eurotiomycetes; Eurotiales; Aspergillaceae. Gene Ontology annotation, molecular function: 4-alpha-hydroxytetrahydrobiopterin dehydratase activity. The record is from RefSeq and is a predicted model, not a curated record. The transcript has 3 exons.